Amphiprion ocellaris (clown anemonefish) is the source of this 1215-nucleotide messenger RNA. Its product is annotated as putative proline-rich protein 21. The transcript has 3 exons. NCBI's taxonomy places the organism in Eukaryota, Metazoa, Chordata, Actinopteri, Pomacentridae. The record is from RefSeq and is a predicted model, not a curated record. The coding region runs from base 1 to 1215 and encodes 404 amino acids.
AUGGGGAGGAACUCACAGCGCCACCUGCUGCUCGUUGAGGACAGUAACCGCAGAACGAUGUGUGUCACUCCAUUCUCCAACCAGUCCACCUGCAUGUGUAUGAACCCCGGUUCUUCAUGUCAUUCUCCAUCAGAUCCUUCUCGCCUUGUCAUUCCUCCAACUGUUGUCACCUCAGCUCACCCGGCCUGCCUCGUUCUCAUCUCCACAUUCUCAUCUCCACGCUCUCAUCUCCACGUUCUCAUCUGCACACUCUCAUCUCCACGUUCUUAUCUCCACGCCCUCAUCUCCACGCUCUCAUCUCCAUGCCCUCAUCGCCACGCUCUCAUCUCCAUGCCCUCAUCUCCACGUUCUCAUCUCCAUGCCCUCGUCUCCACGUUCUCAUCUCCAUGCCCUCAUCUCCACGUUCUUAUCUCCAUGCCCUCAUCUCCAUGCUCUCAUCUCCACGCCCUCAUCUCCACGCCCUCAUCUCCACGCUCUCAUCUCCACGCCCUCAUCUCCACGUUCUCAUCUGCACACUCUCAUCUCCACGUUCUUAUCUCCACGCCCUCAUCUCCACGCUCUCAUCUCCACGCUCUCAUCUCCACGCCCUCAUCUCCACGCUCUCAUCUCCAUGCCCUCAUCUCCACGUUCUCAUCUCCAUGCCCUCAUCUCCACGUUCUCAUCUCCAUGCCCUCAUCUCCACGUUCUUAUCUCCAUGCCCUCAUCUCCACGCUCUCAUCUCCACGCCCUCAUCUCCACGCCCUCAUCUCCACAUUCUCAUCUCCACACUCUCAUCUCCACGUUCUCAUCUGCACACUCUCAUCUCCACGUUCUUAUCUCCACGCCCUCAUCUCCACGCUCUCAUCUCCACGCCCUCAUCUCCACGCUCUCAUCUCCACGUCCUCAUCUCCACGUUCUCAUCUGCACACUCUCAUCUCCACGUUCUUAUCUGCACACUCUCAUCUCCACGUUCUUAUCUCCAUGCCCUCAUCUCCACGCUCUCAUCUCCACGCCCUCAUCUCCACGCCCUCAUCUCCACGCUCUCAUCUCCACGCCCUCAUCUCCACGUUCUCAUCUGCACACUCUCAUCUCCCCGUUCUUAUCUCCACGCCCUCAUCUCCACGCUCUCAUCUCCAUGCCCUCAUCUCCACGCUCUCAUCUCCAUGCUCCUGCGACCUUCUCAGCCUCCUGUCCGGUCUGCCACGGCCUGCCAUCCUCCAUCUCCUGCUGCUCUGA